This is a messenger RNA of Vitrella brassicaformis, 994 nucleotides long. The record is from the annotation of a GenBank genome assembly. Lineage: Eukaryota; Vitrellaceae.
CUAAAGAGAGGUGACUCUGCCGGAAGGGAAGAUGCUGUCCCGCCUGCCGACUCUGUCGCGUUGCGCGGCGCAGCGCCUGCUUCGUCCGUCGUCGUAUCGUGCGUCUGGUGUGGGUGCCGUCCGGCUGUUCGGCGGUGCGCACGACGGUCCGGUUCGUUACGACCCGAUGCCGCGGCACAUGGACGAGGCGGAUCCGCCCAACGUGCGGCACAUCCAGCCCAAACCCCACGGGGAGCAGGAAAUCUACCAGCGGGGAGCCCACCCCAAUGUGCACCCCGACGCGCAGGACCAGGGCUACGACGUGCACCACCUGCCGCGAUCCAACUUGGACUACGUCGAUAUUGACGGUGCGCAGGGGACCAACUGGUGGGACAAUCACUAUGACAGCAACCACUUCGACGCCAUGGAACCCCGCCCGCCGCCCAUCCACACCAUCGAGAUCAACGGACAGACCUACAUCAAGCCGGCGGCCGAGCAGGAACAGCUCUACUCCGUCGAAGAAAUGUUCUACAUCCCACAGGUAAUGUGGGGGGGCGGCGCGCGCACACGCUGAUUGAUUAUCUGCGUCAGAUCGCCUUUCUGUCUGUCUGUCUGUCUGUGUGUGUUGUGUGUUGUGUGUUGUGUGUUGUGUGUCACAUGUGUCCACCAGGAUCACGUUCCCCUGUGGGCGCGUCGUCGCGUGCACAUUUGGUGCAACUACCCGAUCAUGCUGCGGGCCGAGUUUUGUUUCUUCUACGUGCCCACCUUCAUCGUCUUCUCGCUGCUGCUGCCGGCCUUCUGCAUGCUCUACAUGUGGGACGAAGCCGUCUACACUACCAUGACCGUCAAGUGCAUCGGCAGACAGUGGUAGGGACCUGACCUGCCCACCCCACAUACACCCAUGGAUGGAUCUGCGGACACACCCACACGCAUUGUGUGUGUGUGUGUGUGUAGGUAUUGGGUGUAUGAGGUGGAGACGCCCACCGACGACCAGGACGAGGAGGAGUGACCGAGG